Molecule: messenger RNA, 4561 nt
Organism: Oncorhynchus kisutch (coho salmon)
Lineage: Eukaryota; Metazoa; Chordata; Actinopteri; Salmoniformes; Salmonidae
Product: beta-galactosidase-1-like protein 2
Exons: 19
Coding region: 107-2011 (634 amino acids)
Biological process (GO): carbohydrate metabolic process
Molecular function (GO): beta-galactosidase activity
Source: RefSeq, a predicted model, not a curated record
UCCGGUGAUGUGCUGUCUAACGCCGGGUCUCUGAAGGUGUGGGCUGUCAAAGCCGUUGUUACGACGUUGGAUCGUUAUUCGUAUUUUUUUUUGUAAAAAUACAUCCAUGGUCGCCAGGCUGUCUCUCAUACGACGGUAUGCCAUUCUCGGUUUUAUUAUCGUCGGAUAUAUUAUCUUUCAAUUCACACGCCAACACCCAGAUGUGGGGAGAAUGAGCCAGAAAGAGGGACUGAGGGCCAACUCCUCUCAGUUCACUCUGGAGGGAGAGCCCUUUCGCAUCUUGGGGGGCUCUAUCCACUAUUUCCGCGUCCCCAGAGCCUACUGGGAGGACCGCCUGCUGAAGAUGAGGGCGUGUGGGGUCAACACUCUCACCACAUAUGUGCCAUGGAACCUGCAUGAGCCAGAGAGAGGGGUUUUCAACUUCCAGGACCAAUUGGAUUUAAAGGCGUACAUCAGCCUAGCAGCAGAGUUGGGGCUCUGGGUGAUUCUGCGGCCAGGACCCUACAUCUGUGCUGAGUGGGACUUAGGAGGGCUGCCUAGUUGGUUGCUGCGUGAUCCAGACAUGAAGUUGAGAACAACCUACCCAGGUUUCACAGAAGCUGUUGACUCUUUCUUUGAUCAACUCAUUCCAAGAGUUGCACCGUAUCAGUACUCCAAGGGGGGCCCAAUUAUAGCAGUUCAAGUGGAGAACAAGUAUGGCUCUUAUGCAAAAGACGUAGAAUAUAUGCCAUACAUAAAGGAGGCAUUAUUAUCCAGGGGGAUCGAGGAGCUGCUCCUGACCUCAGACAACCAGGAUGGGUGGAACCUCGGGGGUGUGAAUGGAGUUCUAGAAACCAUCAAUUUUCAGAAACUGAGCCCAGAGGGAUUUAAGUAUCUGGAUGCAAUUCAACCCCAGAAGCCCAAGAUGGUGAUGGAGUAUUGGUCUGGGUGGUUUGACCUCUGGGGUGACCUUCACCAUGUUUUUGCUGCUGAGGACAUGGUUGCUAUUGUGACGGAAAUCCUGAAACAGGAUGCAUCAAUCAAUCUUUACAUGUUCCACGGAGGAACUAAUUUUGGCUUCAUGAACGGGGCUUUUGCAAUUGCCACGCCCAUGCCUAAGCCAAUGGUAACAAGCUAUGAUUACGAUGCUCCGUUAUCUGAGGCAGGGGAUUACACCACCAAGUACACUCUUCUGAGGAAUGUAUUGAGCCGCUAUCACAGUGAGAAGCUUCCUGAGGUUCCCUCCCUCCAGGCCAGGAGAGUGUAUGAGCCUGUCAUCAUUCAGAAGCAUCUGUCACUGUGGGAGAGCCUGCAGUUUACUGAGAAGCCCUUGAAGUCAGAGAAACCAGUCAACAUGGAGAACCUUCCUGUCAACAAUAACAAUGGUCAGUCCAACGGCUACACUCUGUAUGAGACCAUAAUCCACAGUGGAGGCCUUCUGAACUCCAUGAACAAUGUUAGAGACAGAGCCCUGGUGUUUGUGGACAAACUCUUUGUUGGAGUACUGGACUAUAAGAUGCUGGAGUGUGCUCUGCCUGAUGGAAAGGGGGAGAGAACAUUGAGUUUACUCGUGGAGAACUCUGGGAGACUGAACUAUGGUAAACUCCUAGAUGAACAGCGUAAAGGUCUUGUCGGAGACAUUGAGUUGAACAAUACCCCACUACGAGACUUUAUCAUUCAUAGUCUAGAUAUGAAGCCUGGCUUUGUAAAUAGACUGAGUGCAUCAGGCCAGUGGAACUCUGUUUUCCAGAAGCCUUCCUUCCCAGGGUUUUUCCACGGCAAGCUAUAUGUGGGUGGCCAUCCCAGAGACACCUUCAUCAGACUGCCUGGUUGGAGUAAAGGAGUGGUCUUUAUCAAUGGGCAGAAUCUUGGACGCCACUGGUCCAUGGGGCCCCAGCAAACCCUCUACCUCCCCGCCCCCUGGCUUAACCGAGGAAACAAUCAGGUUGUUGUCUUUGAGGAGCAGGAAACUGAUGGUAAAAUCCAAUUUGCCAGCGAGCCUGACCUUGGAAUGACUGUUGACGUACAGUGAGGAUGGCCUGGUAGAAUGGAGGUAUGGUUAGGAGUUCCAUCCUCUCACAUUUCCACACUCUGCCUGCCAUCAGGGACCAAGCUGGAUAGCUACUCAGAAUCGAUGCACACCACUGCACAUGGCAUUUAUUUCCUGUUGGGAAGCCCCAGCCUCUGAAUGAUCCAGACUAAUUAAGCAUCCUACUAGAUCUUGCAAACGUAACUGUGCCUUCAUUAUAUUCGAUGGGCCAUGGCAAUAUCUGGAUUGCAAUGUACUGCAAUAUCUGGAUUGUACUUGUUGUUUGUGUAUUACCUUUUCAUACUGUAUGUCUAUUGUGAGAAUUUUGUCAGAGGAUACUAAUUUGGAGAUUUCAGGUAUUUUAAUGUAUAGGUGUUUGUCUGGAUUCAAGGACACGUACUUUCACUAUGUCAUUGUAUUUUAUUUAAUUGGACAGCAAAUACAUAGAUUGUGCUUUUGAGAUGAAUCAGUGACAUGUGAUGGUGAAUUAAACUGAACGAUCAGUGCAGUGGAGACUCUCAAAUACAAAGACAUUCGCCAAGUACUUCACUUUUCAGUUGUUUAUUUGUCUUGAUAAAUGUCAUAUGGUAUCUCUGAGAAGGAGUCAUGAGGAGAGAUGAACAACCUUUAGAGUUACAUGCAGAAGAAGUGAUUCACACAAGGCUGGAAGAUGACUGUGGAUCAAAGUAGGUAAAGGAAGGGGGAGUGUGAUUUGCCCUAAGAAAGCAUUUAGAGCCUAGUACAGUAUGAGCCAUCACCUUUGUUACAUUAUGUAUGUACCACUACGAAGCUAAACACCGGAUGAGGCUGUUCCAUUACAUUAAAGCCGUUUCUGACUGUCAGAACAGUAUCGCUCGUUGAUCCAACUGUGAGAGUGUGAGAAAGCCAGGGAUGUAAGGAGAAGUUUGAGUUUUGUACCGUCAGAGUACUACACUUAACUUAUGAUUCUAUAAGUGAUUACAACAGUGUAGGAGCAAGCUCCAUUAAAUGUCCAAGAGAUGAAAUUGCACUUCCAUUAUGUAUAACUCUUAGUGUUGUCUGGGUUCAUCUCUGCAGACAGGCCCUAACAUUUUUCCUAAAUUCACAUGAAUGAACACAAUCAAUUCUAAGAAAGGUCAUUAAAAAUGAAGGCUAUUGAUAGCGAUUGAAGUCAGAGCAUUACAGAAUUGAUGGAAAACAAUGAAAUGUUGUGUCUCAGUUUGUUGGUGUUGCCCGCAAACCUAAAUGUGACCUCAGAAGAGCUUGUCUGUGUGGUUUCUGAACCUCAGUGGCUGAGAGGCACAGAUGAGAAAAGAAGGGGGUGGGGGCAAACAUGGACCAAGAAAUGUUCAAUUAUAAUUCAAUUUGACAAGAGGACAUUCAUACUUCAAAUAAAUACAUAAAUAAAUAAAUUUCUAUUGAUUUUCGCAUAAAUAUACAGACUUUACUUUACAUUUUGGAGAAUGGAAACAGAUCAGAAGACAUCGAUUCUUGCCUAAUGAAGUUAAUGGUACUGCUGUGCAAUCCAAAACCUAAAGAUGAGGUCAACAUGAACAUUAACAGAUGUUGUUUGAUCGCAAAACAUUUGGUUUGAAUUCCUCAAUUAAAUAAUACUAUUUAAUAGAAAUGAUCAGAAAUGACAUGCUGGUGUAUCCAUUUGAAUACCAGUACCUGAUGAGAGAGCAUAUUUUGGGGGGAGCCGUAUCCGAUGGGGGAACAGUACCUGAUGGGAAAACCGUAUCUGAUCUAAUACUGCUUUGGAUAAUUGAAUAGGCCAUAACUAUCCUGGUCAUUAAUCUCCCUUUUUCAUAGUUUGCCAUUAGUGUCUUCACCUACAUUUGAGGUAUUACUGAAGGAUACAUUAAGAAAUUGAAGCGGGCAUGAAACCUUAAUACUGCAAAGGUAUAGCUGAGCAUGACACCAAUUCACUUGUGCUUGUCAUUACGUUUUGCCUGUUAUAUCCAAGAAUUGUCACAAAGCGUGUCGCAAAACUAACUUCAACCCGUACAUGGUACAGUUUUGUCAGGGCAAGAAACUAGGACUGAGCAUGCAUGCAUAGGAUGGUGUUGCAGACUGGGGUUCUAGCAUGGGGUAUCUUACUAGUAGUUGUCCAAAGCAGAGGAUCUUCUUCUAGUUUUCAUGGUAUAUUUGAUUUGUCUUCUUACUCGCUUACAGUUCAUAGACCCAUGGUUGUUUCUUGGAAACAUUUUAGCACGAUUGUCUGUCUACCGCUGAUGAAACUGAGGUUAAGUAUACAGUAACAUUUCUACACUGCAGUGGGCUUAUAGAUUAUUCGCUGUGAUACGAGCGCAAAUAUCUAACAUAUGUAGGCAAUACACACUGUGAACGUAGGUGCUUUUGCACAUUUGACUGUAUAUCUCGAAUGUUAGUGCCUUUAGCUUAGAUAACUUCAAUUGCUUUCUGUUGUCCUACUCUACUAGUUAGCUACUGUGGUUAUAUAAACCAGCAUACUAUAUGGCCAUCUGCCAAACUGCUCAUCAUUGGGUAAUGAUAAUACUGUAACAUAUGCACAAAGUUGGGUUAAACCUAACGUGGUGAUGUGCUGUUAUACUG